Amoebophrya sp. A120 is the source of this 2955-nucleotide messenger RNA. The record is from the annotation of a GenBank genome assembly. NCBI's taxonomy places the organism in Eukaryota, Dinophyceae, Syndiniales, Amoebophryaceae.
AAUGCCGGAUAAUUCAGGGCCCACGGAGGCAUUUCGUUUCACGGCGCUGGAAGUGGAGGACCAGGGUGAGGAGCCGGAUGAAGUGGCGAAAGAGCAAAAACCGCAGCCCGAAGAUGUUACUCUUGAAUUUGAGCACGCAAAUCACGAGGAAGGGGGUGUGACAGCGACAGGAGCCGAAUUAUCUUUUGUCGUCGGUAGUUCAAGUUCAUCUUCGAGCGCGACUGGAGGUAGCAGACCCCGCAGGCUAUUCUCUAGCGCAUUCAAGAACGAAACGCUGCCCCCUCCGCCGCGCGUGCAAGGUAUGAAUAAGCGUUGCAACAUCAACAUGUAAAUGUAUGUGACGAAUGCAUCAAUCUAGGAGUUUGAAUUUCCCUCCCUCUCUCGUCUCUUAAUCCACGGAUGUCACCGUUCCACGAACUGCGCGGAUCUUUGAUAUGGACUUUUUUAUUUUGAGUCGUUGGGCACAACUCUGUUUGAGGUUUUCUGUUGCGAACCGGGCCCCGGAGCAAGGACACCACGAGUGGAGCUUCCUUCUCGUCGUUCCUGAACCAAGAUAGUUUGCAAGCGACGCUAAAGAUUCCACUCACGGGUCAAAGCACGACUUCAAGAGAAGAAUCUUUCGGAAGAAACCUGACCAGUGGCGGUUCAUCCUCGUCUUCCGCGAGGCCACCAGAGGCCGAAGACUCCACUGCAUUUCGCUUCUGUCUCAACGCUGGGUCAAGUUCCUCUUCGGAAGCGUCUGAUGAUGAAGUUGUUUAUCCCGCCGGGGGAGGAGGAAGCAAAGUAGCGUUUCCCAAUGAAGACGAAGAGCAGCUUCAACUAGAGCAUCGAGAGGACGCAACAACUUUCCCGGCUCUAGAUCUGCAGGAGGUAGACCCUUUGUUGCAGACCCUCGCCAGUGCCGAGAAUAUGGCCGGCUGGGAGCAGGACGGUUCAGUGGGUACGCACUUGGAAAAUCUGCUGAAAAGGGAAAGCGAGAAACGGGAGCGAGCACUGCUCCAAUGGCAAGCCUUGUGCGAAUUGGACGCCCAAGAAGAAGAACAACGCCGACUUGCUGAAAAAAAACGAAAGGUAGAAGACGAAGCGGAGGCCGCUAAAACGAAAGCAGACGCGGAAAAAGCAGGUCCCGCGCCGGCCGAAAAAGAUGACGAUGAAGUAGAUGAACAAGCUGCAAGUAUAAUAAGCAAAAGUAAAAAUGAAGGAGUAGCAGGUGAAGCUGAAGCUGAUCCUGGUGAGCCUGAACCUGAAAAGAAUGAAGAUCAAGGAAAGUCUGGUACCGCCGACCAUGGAAAUGAACCUGAUCAAGAAAUUGCGGGAGGGGUUGCAGCAGACGCCGUUCCGACCGAAGCCGAUCUCAUCAAGACAGCAGGUGAAGAAGCUCCGGGCACAGGGACAACCCCGCCUGCUGACACCCCAAACGACACUGAAGCUGCUCCGCAGGAAGUUGACCAUGACGCAACCACGCUGCGCGAGGGUGAGCACGAAACUGAGGAUGUAGGCGGGGAUGAUGAAGUUGUUGCGGCGCAUGUUGAUGGCGAUGACCAGGAGCAAGCUCAAGUUGCGCCUGGUGCCGAGCCAGGUUUCGUCAGCGAAAACGCACAACCAGGUCAGGAUCGCCAAGAACAGGAGCAUGGUGGUGAGGCAAUGACGACAGACACUACUAGCAAGCCAAGUGAAGGAGGUAUGCGUGAAAAACAUUUUCUUUUUAGUGGUUUGUCUUUGUCAAAAUGAUGAAAAUGAGGAGUGGAAGUAGAUGUGUGAUGUUGUAGAUGAGCACGCAAGGAUGAUGUUGCAAGAUAGCCAAGACGAUCGAAUGAAAGGCCACAUGCUCUUUCAAGUACUCGGCGGCUAGAAGAAUAUCCCUCGAUGACACUAUGCACAGGUUCUUUUUCGUGCGCACUGUAUGUCCCGAACGACAUUUUUGUCGACCCCGAGUCGGGCUUCGAAACCGAUUUUAUUCCAAAUGCGAGAACGCGCGAGCUUUCCUCCGAGCUUACCGGCCGCGCGGCUAUCUUCUGGGACGUCCGCGUGAAAACGAAGCUGCACGCUGGAAGGUGGAUCCACAUUGCAGACUCUGCUGAAGAGCUGGUAUCACGUUGCCGCGUUGAGGUGGCACUCAUCUAGCCAGAGACUGAUUUGGAAAUUCGUGGCUGUCGUCGUGUAGUAUCGUUGGCUCGACGUCUCGUUAGCAUCGUCCUCUAUAAUGAAGCUCAAAGUUGACGAACAAGCGAAUCACACCAAACUGGUUCGCCACAAUCAAAAAAUCCAAUAAUAAAAAAAUAUUUUUGAAGGUUGCACAGACGGAGAAAAUGGAUGCGCUUUUGCGAUGGACCUACGAAUAUGCGCUGGUUUCAGCGAAGCUUCGGGCCAUUGGCGACUUCAGCACCUUGCAAUUACCACAAUGCUAUUACGCGGCACGGCGCGCACGCGAAAAUCGUGCGAAGCUAUUGACUGUGUAGCCGUGCUUCUUGCCAGCAUGGUCUGCUAUAUCAAACUUGAAAUGAACGAAAAAAAAAAUAAGAAACACAGAUGCUGAGUUUAACUUUAACGUAUGACAACUACUUCAACUUCUUCUGUUUCUUCUCCCGGACUUCUUCUUUUCAAGAAGUGAACGAGUGUUUUUUGUAAAAUGUUCUUAGGGAAACGGAACUACGACAGAGAUAGAGACACUACAUUACCCGCCUCCAUCAGUUUGUAUGAUUCUAGAGACGAGCUUAUGGUCGAUUAACCAUUUACGGAAGUUUGAGAUUCAUGUGACUAUCGAACUAACAGAACCAGCAGACAACAAAGACUGUCGCGGUAGCCAAGGCGAUUGCGCGGAGAUGCAUGUCAAUGGAAAAGAAGCAAGAUGAGACAACUCCGCAACACAAAGACUGGCAUUGGAGCGAAGCUAACUGGCAAUUUUGUUUUCUUCCCCGAAUGUGUUCAUUUGCCGCGAAGAUAAGUGUUGUAUAC